This is a messenger RNA of Symbiodinium sp. CCMP2592, 2256 nucleotides long. Lineage: Eukaryota; Dinophyceae; Suessiales; Symbiodiniaceae. The record is from the annotation of a GenBank genome assembly.
AUGGCCGAGCGAAAUCUACACCGGCCCAACGAUGCUAGUGCUGGCCGGUUUUCGGCCCCUCCGUUGCCUGGACGGAACUUGGAGCCACUCUCCUCAAACAAAGCGAAGGAUGGCCUUAGGAUGUCACCCGUUCCCAGUCCACCGAAGUCUCGCAAGAGCAUCCGUGCACCAGAGCGCUUAGCAGAACGGCUAAAGGGCGGACAUGUCCGUGGCAUGCUUGCGCGUGCUGGUCUCCGACAGAUCGUCGAGGAGCAAAAGGUGGAGCCAGGUCGCUGGAGCCACAACGGCCGGGGUCUCUUCACUGAACUCGUGCAGGUAACACAGGGCUCCUCGAUGUCUGAUCUGCUCGUCGCCCUGACACGCGUCAAAGCCUUGGAAGUUGAACACUGGCCCGAGAGUAUAAAGGCUACCGAAAAGCUCGAACUGCUCCGAUCGCUGCAGAAUCGAUUGCAGUCGGCGCUGAGCUGCAGCAACAUCGAGGAAAUUGAGAUGCUGCUGCAGAGCGUGGCAGUGGGAAUACGAAGCCAUCCCGACUUCUGCUUGCUCGUGGCCGCUGUCGAGCAGCGACUUCAGAAACUGCGAAGCCUGCGACGGGAGCUGAGAUGCGCGGCCCGGUCUUCCGACGUCAUCCUGCUGGCUGGCUCGCUGCGGAUGGCAGAUGAGCUCGAGGUAAGGAGCAACCAAGCAGCGACUCCUUGGAAAGAAGUCGAGGUUGCGGAAGUCCGCUUGAAGGUACUGCACGCGCUGAUUGCGAAAAUGACAGCUCUCUUGGGCAUCGUGGGCGAGGUGGACGAGGCAAUCUACCUGGAGGUGCUGGGACAUGCCAGCAGAGUCGUCGAGGAUGAUCCACCACCCCCUAUAGGAUCGGUUCUCAAAGCAGUCAGGGAGCAAUUCCAGCAGAGGUUUGGCCAUGACUACAGCCCAACGGUUGCUGCAGAGAUGGCAGCGAACAGGGCUCAGCAGGAUGCGUCUGCUGGCGUUUCAAACCAGCAAAGGCACCCCGAAGCCACAGGGGGCGAGCUGCAAGCAAGUGCCGGAGCAUCCCACGAGGUUCCUGUGCAGCACCUCGACAGUGCUGGCAGCCUGGUCUUCGAGGACGACCUCGACUCGGGCGAACAGAUCAUGGGCCGGGUUAUGCAGUCGGAGCUGGCAAAAAUCAGGCUUCCAAUCUCUGAGGAUGAAGCGAGACCUGCUGAACCGGUUCUGCAUCGAGAGCCGGGAGGCAACGAGGACGCCUACAGCAGCAUGUGUCAACAGCUGGUGGACGACCUCGUGGCGAGAGAGCUGGAAGACGUCGGGAACCAGAAUCAUGCCAGCCUUGCCUACCAGAGCAACACGCCGCGACCCGUGACCGCCACAUCUUCGGCCGACACUGUGCUGAUGAGCAUAGUUUACGGUGCCACCUCACAGGGCGGCGAGCAUGCUUACUCGGCCCCGUCAUCGCUUCGGCCAGAGCCAGAGCCAGAACGCAAAGAUGGCAAUGUCUUGGAGGAUGAUGCGGGUAGGAGCAGCCGUGCCAUUGCUGAUGGCCUCGUCCAUGAAGGUUUGCGACCCCUUGUGCAAACUCCAUCAGCCGAAACAGUGCCAACCAGUGGCAGGCAAAGCGCCAAUGCAGACUCCCGGGCCUCGCAGGUCUCUGAGCAGAAAUUGGACGCCUCCAAAGGGUCGCGCGUGAAUCCAGGCAGCUGUAUCCCGAGCGCGCCGUCGCGGGAGGCCAAGAGCAGUGUCGCCACGUUGCCCAUGGAGGAGUCCGGCGCAUCCCUGGUCGGAGGCAUCGUACAGACUGAGCUGGAAAACCUGGGAGAGGAAGAAAGUAACGUCAUGCUGAACCUCGAGGAAGAGAGCAACGCUGCAUCGAAGCCAGCCACCUCUGAUGCUGGGACAUUCGAGGAUGUCGUCUUCCAGCAGACGCUGCAAGAUCAGCUUGCGGUCCUGCACGUGCCGGAUGAAGAGGAUGCUGCAGAUGCUGAGGUGGCAGAGGUGCUUUCCAAAGCAUGUUCUGCAGCUUGGUUGGAGGAUCGUGGUUGCUCUUCGGUACCACCUGGCCGACAAUCAGGAUUGUCGCCCGUGGCAGAAGUCGCAUGUCCACCGGCAAGUCCGACAUCGCGUGUGGAGGAGUCGUUGGCGGAAGAAGCGGUGCAGAGUGCGCUGCGAGACGCAGGUGAGGUUGCCAUUUCGGAUGGUGGUUCCAGUCGCGGAAGUGACGUCGUGGCAAGCCAGAUUGCUGGCUGUCUGGCCUGGGCCCUGGCUCCUUGA